AUGCUUCACUUGGUAAAUAUAUUUUUUUGCUUCAGUGUUGGCAAUGAAACGCUCUGGCACAGAUUGAGCCAGCGAAUUGCCAUCAGGGAGAAGAGAGCUGCCGAGAUAAUGCGGCAACUUCUAGACCUCACCAACCAGAUGCAUCGAAAGGGUGUCGUUCAUUUAGGCCUUCAGCCGGAUAGCAUCUUCUUCAGACAACCGAAGUCAACCCAAGUCCAUCUGGCUGGAGCCGGUCAGUCGCAAUGGCUCUCUGAGGAAAGACCGGUCCGCUUACGUUUCCGCUCGCUCGUUUACCUGCCACCUGAACUCUCCGAGUGUUGGACUACGUCACAUGCAUAUUUAGGCAGACAUUCCGCAGCUACUGAAGGUUUAAGAGGCAGUGGUGGACUGGUUGGCCCGGCAACCGAUGUAUACUCUUUAGGUGUUGUGCUAUACCAAAUGAUAACAGGCGAUUUAGAAAGGCGCCCUGACGUCUCUCGAUUGGAGUCUGGCAAGUACACGCCUGAACUUAUCGACUUAGCUCGACAGCUUUUGCAAGCUGAUCCAAAGUUGAGGCCCACCGCAUCUGAGGCACUUCAUCAUCCUUGGUUCACCAGUAUUCGACAGGUUCAUGAGCUCAGCCCAACUUUACAGAGUGAUUCAAAAUCUUGCAUUGUUAGGAGAGCCAUUGACAAGGGCAAUGAGACAUCGUAUAGCGACGAAGAGGGCGUACAGGAAGAGGAGGAAAAGAGUAACUUCUCAAAGCGUCAGGAGGCUGCAAAAAAGACCGCACAACAGGCCUACAAACGACUACUCCGUUGGUUAGAUGAAAAAUCGUAUAGCAACGCGGAAGAGACACAUGAAUGCAAAAGUCAUAAGCGACGACGCACACUUCUCUACAAAGAGGAUGGGGAUGAUGAAGAGUUGGUCGUGAAUGUGCGCUUAGAGCCUCGAGGACGCCCACCAAAAAUCCUGACCCCAUUGACCAAUGCAUACGUGAAUGAGGGCGCUGAUGCCCUACUUAAGUGCCUAAUUUAUCUGCCAAUGGAGACUUCCAUUGCUCUUGAGUCCGCCCGACACUAUCCACCUUUCUCAGGCAUUGCGAAUGAGCACUUCGAUGACCUUGUUGCCACAUGGUCCCUAAAUGGCCGCGAAAUUGAUAUGCAAAGUCGCAACUCCGACGGUUUGCGACGUUACGAGUCACGAAUUGAUCCUGGCACUGGCCAGAUCAGUCUGCUGAUUCGCAGCGUCAAUGUCUAUGAUGCCGGAACUUACUCGGUGUUGUUGCAGAGUCGGAACGGUGAGAUCUCUGAUUCUGCUUACCUACGUGUGAUGGAACGUCGAUCGUCUCUCGGCGGCGGAGGAAGCGGAGCCAGUUUACCAGAUCUGGAGGCUGAACUUGCUGCCCGUAUCAACCUACCCUUGAUGGAUAUCGUGGUGACGGGUGGUGGGCAACUGCACCUACGAGCACGCGUUACUGGUGUGCCGCUUCCUCGAGUCACCUGGCUUCACAACGGCGCCCCAUUGGUGGGCCAUCCGAACUGCCGGAUCUGGAAAGACGAAGCAAGCGGUCAUGGCCGUGACCAAGUCACGCAUCAUCUUGAGGUGCCCGAAGUCAGCUCAGCCGACUCAGGUGUGUAUAGCUUUGUGGCGACUAACAAACACGGUUCCGAGGCCUGUUCCAGCUUUGUUGAGGUACUGGGUGAGCGCACAGCCGGCCAAGCACCUCCUGUCUUUCUGGAUGAGCUGAUGAGCUGCACCGUGGUCGAAGGCAGCGCCGUCCGCCUCGAGGCUCGUAUGUCUGGCUCUCCUCCACCGACCACGCGUUGGCUGAAGGAUGGCAAACCAAUCUUGGUUGAUGGUUCCCGCGUUACCACCCACUGUGAUGUGGAAGAUACGGUACUGGGCAGGACGCGAGCUUAUCUCGUAGUCAAGGAGAGCCUACCUCGAGACAGUGGGACCUACACCUGCAUUGCAAGCAACUGUGCUGGCACCAGUAUCUCGGAGGCCGCAAUCCAUGUCAGAGGGCUUUUCGCUCGACCUGGCUCUCGAGCUAGCUCCGAAGCACCAUUUAGUAUCGGCAUGCGUCGGCGAGCUCCUGAGUUCACACGUCGCCUCCGCAACCAGCAAAUCAUACUUGGCCAAUCCAUUCGCUUGGCUGCCUCUGUGUUGGCAACGCCUAGUCCCAAUGUUAUUUGGCAGAAAGACGGCGUCACUCUGCCGGUGACGGAGGAUGUAGGCCAGUCGGGCGCCAAAUAUCUGGCCAAAGUGAGUACUUUAUUUAUUCUGCAGGUGUGA
Messenger RNA from Protopolystoma xenopodis, 2277 nucleotides. NCBI's taxonomy places the organism in Eukaryota, Metazoa, Platyhelminthes, Monogenea, Polystomatidea, Polystomatidae. The record is from the annotation of a GenBank genome assembly.